Messenger RNA from Rhizophagus irregularis DAOM 181602=DAOM 197198, 1401 nucleotides. RefSeq lists its product as uncharacterized. Lineage: Eukaryota; Fungi; Glomeromycota; Glomeromycetes; Glomerales; Glomeraceae. The record is from RefSeq and is a predicted model, not a curated record.
AUGUCAUCUCUAAACGUAGACGUGCUUUUUUUAGUAUUCGGAGAAUUAGAAAGUGAUAAUAAAUCUCUCUAUUCAUGUAUUUUAGUUAAUAAAGCUUGGUGUGCAACAGCGAUACCAAUUUUGUGGAGAAACCCUGGACAAUAUUUAAUUAAAAAACAUUCAAAGAAUAUACUAUCAAAUGUAAUACUUUCACAUAUACCAACGGAUAUUUUAAAAUUUCUUGAUUCCGAAUUUUUUGAAAAAACAUAUCAACGACCUUUUUAUAAUUACAUUCAUUUCUGGAAAUAUUUGGAUAUAACUUAUAUAACUAACAUAUUUUCAAAAUUUUCAACAGAUAAAUUCAAUGAGAUAAUAAAGUUAUUUAUUAAUAAGAAUACAAAAAUUAGUCAUCUUACUAUAGGCUAUGGUUUUGAUUGUCAUGAUUGUCGACUACAUCUUAUUCCGGGUGCCGAAUGUUGCCUUUCAGAACUUGAAUCUUUGCAUGUUAAUGUUGACAUGAGAAUAGAUAUUUUAGAAGGAUUAGCUACAAUUUGCAAAUCAAUUAAAAAAUUAAGAAUUGAUAGUUUAUGUAGCUUUUAUAACUCAUAUUACGGAAUUAUUAGACUAAUUGAAGUACAAGAAAACCUAAAUGAUGUUGAUAUUAGAAGACCUCUAAUUGGUUGUGAUGAUUAUAACAAAACCUUUGAAGAAUCAUUGAUAAAGCAUGCAGAUACCAUCAAAUAUUUGAGAAUAAAUUGGAAGCCUAAUACAAGUAUUCUUUCAUAUCUCGUAAAUUUAGUGAGUAUAGAUUUAAAAGAUACUCGUAAAGCAGAUUGGAGCCAGUUAGAGGAAGUAUCUUUACCUCUUUUAAAAAUUUUAAAAGCUAAAGCAAUUCCAUAUAAAUAUAUAGAAAAUUUAAUUAAAAGCACUAAAGGAAAUCUUUCUGAGAUAAGUAUAUGUUAUGAUUCUCUCAAUAGUAGAAUGCUUAUUCAAAUAAUUUAUCACAAUUGUCCAAAUCUUAGAUAUCUUAAACUAGUAUUGCUUGAUAAUAUUGAUUCAUUAUUUAUCAAAGCAUUUGAAAUUUUAUUAACUAAUAGUCAAUUUUUGAAUGAAUUAAAUAUUAGAGUGAAUAACGAUACUUUUGGAUGGAAGGAAUUAUUUGAAAUUUUGACUAAAUCAUCAUCAAUUAAUUUGUUUAAGUUUUAUUUUUAUUUUAACAAGAAAUUUAAGUUAGAAGAUUUAAAAUUCUUUUUUGAUAAUUGGAAAGAUAAAAAUCCUAUGUUGCUAAUUAUCAAUACUUUUUCUUUAGUCAAUAAAGUAAAACAAGAAUCAGAAGAUUUAAUGCAAGAAUAUAAAACAAAUGGAAUAAUUAAGAGAUUUGAGGUUUAUAAAAAUCAUUAUAAAGAUUUUGAAUGGAAUUAA